AUGAAAGACCGGCUAAACGAGCUGCGUGAAUUUGCCAGGUUACACAACCAACAGUUUUCUGAUAGUGAGGAUGAUGAAAAUUCACCCCAAGAUGUUCUUCUUUAUGAGACUGAUUAUGCCUUGGAAAUUCUUCAUAAAGACAUACAGAACAUCCGGACAGAAAACGACCACCUAAAAGAGGAUGUCAAGCGGCUCAGAAAGCAAAACAGCCGUUUCCUUACUUCCAUGCGCCGUCUUAGUAGCAUCAAACGAGAUACUAAUUGUAUUGCCAGAGACAUCAAGGCCCGUGGAGAAAGCAUCCACAGGAAACUCCAGAUAAUGAGAGAUUUCAGCGAAGAUGCAAUAACAAAAUACGGGGCUAUGUCUGUCAUUGCCAGGGUAGCGAAGAACCACUACGUUGACCUCAUGCACUCCUUUCAGGAAGCUAUGUUUGAAUACAAUGCAACAGAGAUGAACCAACGGGAGAACUGCAAGAUUCGAAUUCAGCGGCAGCUAGAGAUCAUGGGCAAAGAUGUUUCUGGCAACCAGAUUGAGGAGAUGAUUGAGCAAGGCAAGUGGGAUGUUUUCUCUGAGAAUCUCUUGUCGGAUGUUAAGGGGGCUCGCUCAGCCUUGAAUGAGAUAGAGACACGUCAUAAGGAGCUGGUGAAGUUAGAAGGUCGCAUUAAGGAAGUUCACGAGCUCUUUCUGCAGGUGGCCCUGCUAGUGGAGGAACAGGCGGACACCUUCAAUGUUAUUGAGAUAAAUAUGCAAAACGUUGAGGACUAUGUAGGAGAAGCUAAAGAGCAAGUGAAAAAAGCUUUGGAAUACAGAAGAAAACACCCCCUCAGAACAAUCCUCUGCUGCUGCUUGUCCUAUUGCAGAAGGUGACUAUCCCACUGAAGCUAUCACAGACCGGCUCGAAUGUCUUUGAAAUCAGGCAUUCUUUCCAGUGACUUUUCUGUAACGACAACCCCUAGAAAUGGGGGGGCUAUUUUGCAGUUGUUUUUGUUCGUUGCCUUUUUCAUAACUGUGCUGAAGGCUGUUCUAUUUGAGAGCUCCUAUAAAUGUUGAUAGAACUAUUUUUAAUUGAAAUGUACUUUGUUGUUGUAACGAGAGGUGCAAGAAGAU
Molecule: messenger RNA, 1107 nt
Organism: Gymnogyps californianus (California condor)
Lineage: Eukaryota; Metazoa; Chordata; Aves; Accipitriformes; Cathartidae
Gene: STX11
Product: syntaxin 11
Exons: 1
Coding region: 1-867 (288 amino acids)
Biological process (GO): synaptic vesicle fusion to presynaptic active zone membrane; exocytosis; intracellular protein transport
Cellular component (GO): endomembrane system; SNARE complex; plasma membrane
Molecular function (GO): SNARE binding; SNAP receptor activity
Source: RefSeq, a predicted model, not a curated record